Messenger RNA from Aspergillus melleus, 903 nucleotides. RefSeq lists its product as uncharacterized. The transcript has a single exon. The coding region runs from base 1 to 903 and encodes 300 amino acids. The record is from RefSeq and is a predicted model, not a curated record. NCBI's taxonomy places the organism in Eukaryota, Fungi, Ascomycota, Eurotiomycetes, Eurotiales, Aspergillaceae.
AUGUUCGCCAGAUCGUUUGCCUUCCGGGCUUUCUCGCACCAGUGUCCCGGGGUCGCCGUGUCACCUAGAGUCUUUCCAUCGAACUCGAUAUGGAGACAUUUCGCCUCGAGCGCGGCGCGAACGAAAGGCGCGGCCAAGGGCAAGCAACCACAGUUACCCCCGAAACCCACGGCGCGGACCAAGCCCAUAGCCAACGCUGAAGAGACACUGAAGUUUGCUGGCAGACGGCCAGAGGGAUUUGGAAAACUCGAGCGCAAGGUAGCUAGGGAAGGGCAGAUUCUCCUCUUCCGGUCGCCGUCGCAUCGCAGUUAUGUUCUAGGAGCCUACGGUAUCGCCGCAUUCUGCUUUGCCUACUCAGUAUACAACUCCAAAAUUGUCUUCCACGACCCUAUCAUGCCUCUUCCUACGUGGCAAAAGACUCUAUUUGGCGGAAUCUGCAUCGUGAUGAGCGCGAUGGGCACCGUCUUUCUCAUGAAAACCCAACGCUUGAUCAAGACUGUCACGGCCGUCAGCACCAACGCCGGAGCUCAGCUUCGCUUCCAGGUCCGAAGCACGAUCCCCUUCCGCCGGCCCUAUGAGUUUGAUGCCGUUCCUCGUCAAAUCGCCUUUUCCCGCCGUCUAGUAGUCACGCCUGAAUCUGUCGCUCGCAUGCAGCAGGGUGGCAUGUCUUCGAUCGAACCGCCGUCUCAGCCGAGUUUCUUCAGGGCACCCCUGAAGAGGUCGAGUCUUCUGUUCUGGCGUCUUUUCCAGUCCGUGCGGCAGAUUUUCACUGGUGAGGAUUUCAUUCUCCUCGAGGUGGAAGGCCAGAAGGGUGCUUUCCGAAUGGACUCCACGGGAUUCGUAUCGGAGGACUUCUUGGUCGUUGGGAACCCGUUGAGCGUUGCGCCUUCUCACAGGUCGUGA